Molecule: messenger RNA, 1077 nt
Organism: Aureobasidium vineae
Lineage: Eukaryota; Fungi; Ascomycota; Dothideomycetes; Dothideales; Saccotheciaceae
Source: the annotation of a GenBank genome assembly
AUGCCUUCAUGGGACAACACGCCUAGCGGCAAUAUGACUGCUGCCGUCUUAUCCUCGCCUGGUGCCAGCCCUCCAUCAAGAUGCUUCACAAUGGAUGAGGAUUACCCCAAGCCUACACUUCCGUCACAGAGCUGGAUUCUGGUCAAGGUCAAAGCCGCCGGAUUGAAUCGUGCUGAGCUUCGUGGUCGCAACGGUGAUAAACCCGCACCACCUGAGUUCGGAAUGUUCGUUGAUGAAUUCCAUCCUGAUCCGCCGAAGAUUCUUGGAGAGGAAUUCGUGGGCAUAGUUGAGGAAGCAGGCUCUGACACCAAGUUCAAGAAAGGAGAGCUUUGCACCGGAUUCAUCUACGGAGGAGGUAAAGCAUUUAAUGGAGCUUAUGCCGAAUAUGUUAUCUGCCCAGCUCAACGACUGUUCAGACUGCCACAGACUUCUCUGUCUUGGAAUGUGCUAGGUGCUAUCACGAUGUCCAUGUGGACAGCGUAUGGAUCUCUGUUCGAAGCAGGCCAACUCACCAAAGGCGAUACUGCUCUGAUCCAUGGCGCAACAAGCAGCGUCGGUGUAUGGGCUAUUCUCUUGGCCAAGGAACACGGAUGUACCGUCAUUGCUACAACACGCAAGCAGGACAAGGUUGCAAAGCUGAAGUCAGUCGGAGCAGAUCAUGUUGUUCUUGAACACGAGCUCAACGAGCAACUGAAUAAGCUGGCUCCAAAAGGCGUCGACUGUCUGCUGGAACUUGUUGGGCCCGACACCAUCCAAUCUCUCGCGCUACCGAACCUGGCAAAGCAUGGAUCAGUUGUGGUUACAGGCGUUCUCACCAAGCAAUGGGCUAUGAAGGAGUUUACGCCUGCUCUUAUCCCACCUACAAGGAAGAUGACAUUCUACAGUCUAGAGCCCGGGCAGGAGGAGGAUGAAGGCGUGGAGAGAGUCAUUGGAGAGGUGAUCAACAAGGUGGAAGCUGGAACGUUCAAGCCAGAGCAGUUUCUGGAUAAGACGUUCCCGCUGGAGAGAAUAGGCGAGGCACAUGAAUACAUGGAGGACAACAAGGCAAUUGGAAAAGUGGUUGUGACUAUUCCUUGA